AUGCCAGCUGUUGAUGCAGGCCGCUGGCUGCUGCUGCAACACCAGCUACUGUUAGUGCAGCCCGCCAGGUGCAGCCCGUCAGGUGAAGCCGCCAAGUGCUGCUGCAGGACGACAGGUGGUGCUGGUGCUGCCGCAACAGCUGAGUGCAGUCCGAUGAGCACUGGCGCAGAUCCGCCAGGAGGUGCUGGUGCCGUGCGUGUGAACCAGCUUCCGCUACUGCAGGCCACCACUGCUGCUGGCCAAGUGAUGCUGCAGGAGCUGCUGCCGCCAUGCGCCACCAUCCGUCGCCAAGUACCAGGAGCAGGAGGCCGCCACCGAUGCAGCAGCGGACUCGCGCCAGGUCGUCAGCGACUGCUGACGUGCGGCUGGUCGCCGAAUGAGGGCAGCGAUGUCAUGAGCAAGGAGGAGCACAGGGGGAGCGCGCAUGCUGCUGCAGCCGUACGCCAGCCACUGCAGCCGGUCGUCACGGGCGCUGAUGCAGCAGUGCGCGUCAUGCUGCUACAGGGUCGCGUUCAGUAG
Closterium sp. Naga37s-1 is the source of this 519-nucleotide messenger RNA. Lineage: Eukaryota; Viridiplantae; Streptophyta; Zygnematophyceae; Desmidiales; Closteriaceae. The record is from the annotation of a GenBank genome assembly.